AUGGCCAUUGAUAAAGAUUGGAUGUCAACGAAUAGAUUAUCAGUGAAAUAUAAGGAUGGAGUUGAUCAUUUCUUGGAGUUUUGCGCAAGAAACGCUAAAGAUCCUAAUAACAUUUGUUGCCCUUGUAUUAAGUGUGGUAAUGUUCAAAGAAUGAAAACUACUGAGAUAAAUGGUCACUUAUUUAAGGAUGGAAUAGAUAAAAGUUAUAAGAUGUGGUUUCUGCAUGGAGAAAAAAUCACAUUUAGUAGAGAAUCUUCAUCUAAGAAGAAUAAUUGUGAUUAUGUGAAUGAUGAUGAGAGAGAUGACAUUGCAGAAAUGAUAGGUGAUGCAAAAUUUGAAUCAGAUUUUGAUCCAGUGAAAUUUCAAACUAUUUUAGAGGAUGCUGAGAAACCCAUUUACCCUGGUUGUAAUAAGUUCACUAAACUGUCAACACUUCUUAGGUUGUAUAAUAUAAAAGCUAAACAUGGGUUGAGUGAUAAGAGCUUUACGGAUAUACUUUCCUUUCUAGGAGAGCUAUUAUCCAAAAAUAAUGAAAUGUCAUUGUCGUUUUAUGAGGCAAAGAAGACAUUGCGUUCGUUAGGCAUGCAAUACGAAAAGAUUCAUGCUUGUCCUAACGAUUUCAUCUUGUAUCGAAAAAGAUUGGUUGAUGCAAAUUCAUGUCCGAUUUGUGGUGAGUUAAGAUGGCAGAAGAAAAAGAAUUAUGAUGAGGUUAGGGUAGGAGUUCCUACAAAAGUUUUAUGGUACUUAUCGGCUAUACCUUAUUUGAUUCGACUUUAUCGAAAUACUGAUCAUACUAAAAACUUAACAUGGCAUGCCAAUGAUAUAAUACAGGAUGGUAAACUUAGACAUCCAGCUGACUCACCUGCUUGGAAGAGAGUCGAUUGGAAAUGGCCUGAGUUUGGUCCUAAACAACCCGGAAAUGAUAUUGAAGUAUAUCUAGCUCCUCUUAUUGAUGAUUUAAGCACUCGAUGGUAUGAAGGUGUUGAUGCUUAUGAUGCAUAUAGGAAGGAAGAGUUCAAACUUAGAGCUGUGUUGUUAUGGACCAUUAAUGAUUUUCCUGCCUUAGGCAAUCUAUCUGGGUUUAGUGUGAAAGGGUACAAGGCAUGUCCUAUCUGUGAGGAGAACAUAUGUUCUCAAUAUUUGAAGCACUCUAGAAAGAUUUGUUUCAUGGGACACAGAAAGUUCUUACCACACGAUCAUGUCUUCCGAAUAUGGGAAAAACUAUUCAAUGGAUCACAAGAGUUUGCAAUGGCUCCACCACCAUUAUAUGGAAGACAAUUGGUCCAAAAGUUGAAUAAAGUCCAAUUCAAACUAGGAAAGCACAAACAGAGCAUGAAAAGAACGAGAGGACGUGAAAAUGGUGAGGAGGUUCAAAUUGAUCCUAAGGUUUGUUGUAAGAAGAAGUCUAUAUUCUUUGAGCUUGAAUACUGA
Molecule: messenger RNA, 1431 nt
Organism: Humulus lupulus (European hop)
Lineage: Eukaryota; Viridiplantae; Streptophyta; Magnoliopsida; Rosales; Cannabaceae
Exons: 2
Coding region: 1-1431 (476 amino acids)
Source: RefSeq, a predicted model, not a curated record